Molecule: messenger RNA, 776 nt
Organism: Tripterygium wilfordii
Lineage: Eukaryota; Viridiplantae; Streptophyta; Magnoliopsida; Celastrales; Celastraceae
Product: chaperone protein dnaJ 20, chloroplastic-like
Exons: 2
Coding region: 37-654 (205 amino acids)
Cellular component (GO): chloroplast
Source: RefSeq, a predicted model, not a curated record
UUAAAAAAGAAACACAGAGACGGCAAAAACAACAGAAUGAGCAACACAAUCGUCUAUGGAGUCACAAAUGGAGGCAAAGCUAGCUUUCACCACAUUCAGACCAGACAAUCCAUGUCUGAACCUUGUUCUUUCAUUAGCUUCAAAACCCAUCUACUCCUCAAACCAGGCCUGUCCCUGAAAUUUCAUUCCGGGAAUUACAGGACAAGAACAAACGCUUGUGUAGGGAAUUUGUGUGUGGAAGAUAAAGAGUCUUUCUAUGACUUGUUGGGUAUUUCAGAGAGUGGAACUCUGUCCGAUAUUAAGCAAGCUUACAAACAACUUGCGAGGAAGUACCACCCAGAUGUGUCUCCGCCGGAUCGUGUAGAAGAGUACACCAAAAUGUUUAUUCAGGUCCAGGAGGCUUAUGAGACCUUGUCAGAUCCCAAUGGCAGAGCUUUGUAUGACAGAGAUAUGGCCAGAGGCCUACACUUUGCCUACUCUGCUUCCCAGAAAUUCAGAUACAAACAGGGAUUAGAUUGCGAGAAAGAUGAAUGGAGGAAGUGGUGGCAGAUCCAGCUUAGAGAGCUCCAUAGGAGAAGCAAAAAUGGUGAUUCGGCAGAAAACUUGUCAUGGGGGUCUCGAAUGCGCAGGAGAAAUCAAAUUAAUCAUCAAUAAAACAAGAAAUUAUGCAUCGGCUGUUCUGAUUUUGAGCUUGCUAUUCACUUAUGUAAAUAGAUAAUAUAGGUAGGAAAUUAGAACAGCAAAAGUUCUAUAUUAUCAAGAGAAGUUUCAAAAUU